Linepithema humile (Argentine ant) is the source of this 4583-nucleotide messenger RNA. It is a transcript of the gene pths, whose product is annotated as porthos. Gene Ontology annotation, molecular function: nucleic acid binding; RNA helicase activity; ATP binding. The record is from RefSeq and is a predicted model, not a curated record. NCBI's taxonomy places the organism in Eukaryota, Metazoa, Arthropoda, Insecta, Hymenoptera, Formicidae.
CCGGAAAAUGGAUGUGGCCAUGUAGUUCCAGGCAGGCUUCUUGCGUCUCAAAACUGGCGUUACUUGCUCCAGCUACUUUGACAACUUUAUAAUUAAUGGUGAAUUUUUCAAUAAAAAGAUUUGUGUGUAAACGUGGAUAACAUGGAUAGCAUGCAGUCAAAAACUUCAACUGAAGAUAUCGAUGAUGGAGAUAACACUGAAAAAGUUGAACUUACUUGGAAAGACUUAGGACUUGUAGAUGCACUUUGCAAAACGUGUCUUGAUUUAAAAUGGAAAGAACCGACUAAAAUCCAACGGGAAGCUAUUCCUUUAACGCUUGAAGGGAAGGAUGUGAUAGGAUUAGCAGAGACUGGAUCUGGGAAAACUGCUGCUUUUGCAUUACCCAUACUGCAAGCAUUAUUAGAGCAUCCUCAGAGAUAUUUUGCUCUCGUAUUGACGCCUACAAGGGAAUUAGCACUCCAAAUUUCAGAGCAAUUUGAAGCACUAGGUGCCAGUAUCGGUGUGAAGUGUGUAGUAUUAGUAGGCGGGAUGGACAUGCAUGCACAGGCCUUAAUAUUGGAGAAAAAGCCCCAUAUCAUUAUCGCCACACCUGGAAGAUUGGUCGAUCAUUUGGAGAAUACAAAAGGCUUUAAUUUAAAACAGUUGAAAUUUUUGGUCAUGGACGAGGCCGAUCGUAUCCUGAAUAUGGAUUUCGAGGUAGAACUUGAUAAAAUUCUCAGAGUGAUACCACGGGAAAGAAGGACAUUGCUAUUUUCCGCGACCAUGACUAAAAAGGUACAGAAACUGCAGCGUGCGUCCUUACGAAAUCCUGUGAAAGUCGAAGUGUCCACCAAGUACCAAACUGUGGAAAAACUGCAACAAUAUUACGUAUUUAUACCAGUGAAAUUCAAGGACGUGUAUCUGGUACAUAUCUUAAACGAACUGGCAGGCAACAGCUUCAUGAUAUUUUGCGGAACCUGCAAUAACACCGUGAGGACCGCUUUAUUGUUGCGAAAUUUGGGAUUCACGGCGGUUCCCUUGCACGGGCAAAUGUCGCAGAACAAGAGAAUAGCCGCGCUCACGAAAUUCAAGGCGAAAAACAGAUCCAUAUUAAUUUCGACGGACGUAGCUAGCAGAGGUCUCGACAUUCCGCAUGUAGAUAUCGUGAUCAAUUUCGACAUCCCUACACACAGCAAAGAUUACAUACACAGAGUGGGUCGAACUGCGCGUGCUGGUCGAUCGGGCCGCUCCAUCACUUUUGUCACACAAUACGACGUCGAGCUGUAUCAGCGAAUAGAGCAGUUGAUAUCGAAACAGCUGCCGUUAUAUCCUACGGAAGAGGAGGAGGUAAUGUUACUGCAAGAAAGAGUGAGCGAAGCGCAGAGAAUAGCAAAAACGGAUAUGAGAAAUAUAGAAGAUAGCAAGAAGUCGCAUAAACGGAAGCGCGGCGGCGACAACGAAGACGACGACACGGAACAGUUUAUUGGGGUGAGAAAAAGAUUGAAAGUGAAAAGCAAAAGAAAGAAACAUUAAAUAAAGCACGUUUGUAAAGUACGUCAUUGGUGUUAAUUCUGUGUAUUAAUAAUGGCAACUGUACGCUCCUGGCGUACAGGCAGUCCGGUUAUCACACGCGUAGCACGGAAGCUUGCGCGCAUGAUUAUCACCUGACAAUUAUUCUAUUGUCGCCACGAUAUUAUUAUAAUAAAGCUUACUUUUUUCUACGACUUCCAAAGCCGACUUUUAAAGCCGCACCACUGAAUUAAACCUCAGCGCGACAUGUUACGUAGCCUAAUUCGCAAUAUUUCGUUACAAGAAAACUGUGGACUUUGUGAACAAGAUUGUACGAGACUCGAUUCGACAGUGCAGCUUCAUGAAGAAGAAAAAUCCAACGAUCUUUUUUUUAUCCUUAUCACUAUUUCAUCUCGUUCAUCGUAUAUACAUCAUCUUCUCGUGCAUUAGAUUUUCUAAAUUUCUGAUAAGAGGAAUUUGCGUCGUAUAGAUUGGAUUAACACCUCCUGUAAAGUUCGUAAAUACAAUUAAGCAAUAAGGCAAACAUUGUUAUACUGAAGAAAUUAGUACUGUAUUUUAACGACUUGUAGUCUUUGCACAGAGCAGUAUAUGGUAUUUAAAUAUCACUCAAAUAAUCACAAUAAAAUAUAUUAAGUAAAAUCACAAUUCUUUCUUUUUUUUAAUCAUUUGCGGUGGACGCGUUAGGGGAAAUUAACAAAGCAUCGAAGACAAAAUUUGUUAUUAUACAACAAACAGAGGUCUUCUUUCGUUUGCACGCUUCUAUUUGAGUGUUAUCACAAAGCAGAAUAUCCCGUUUACGAGAAGAAAUGCGGAUAAAGGAAAGCACGUUCGUCCCUACAGCAGAAAAAUGUUAUAACGAUCGUUAUAAGUAUCGUUUAUGUACAGCUUUUACACUACUGUAAAAUCGAUAAUUGAUUGAUUUUUUUUUUGUUUCUCAUCAAACCUCUAUAGAAAAUCAGUAAUCCAUUUUUUGUACAAGUUUUUGUAGUACAAAAUACGGUACAAUGGAACACGCGGUAAGCGUUCCUUAAAAUUUACAACUACAAUGCAUCCUCUACUCGCUAGAAGAUUACGAAUCGUAUAAAGUUGCAACAGAUUCUUAUUACUUGGCUUUUGGUUUUUCAGAAAUCGGCGCAUAUAUAAACGCGUAUCGCGGAAAAAUAUAACAAAUAUAAACGUGCAUCGGAGAAUACUUCGGUGCUCUGCCGCAUUCUGUCAUAUCGUUGCGAGAAACACUGAUUCGAAAAAUGCUGCAGCUUGAAAAUACCGCGACACCUAUCACGCAUUUGACUCGGUUGUCAGUUGCCAUCCAGGUUGUUAACAAACAAACACUUUUAACGCGGGCAAGCGUUACUCAAUAAAAAGACGUUAGCAUUAUAUAUUAUUAUAAUAAAAAAUGUCCUUUCGACGCAGUCGAAAUCACUGUCGUGUGCGCGCUGAGAUUAAAAAACUACAAUUCUAUGCCGCAAAUCUCGGUAAACAUUUGCCCUGAUGUAUUAAAACUGUUGUCGUUUUACAGAUUCAUAUUACGGUUCUCUCUUCGAAUUGUCUAAAACAAAGUUGAAAAAAAAAAAGAGAAAUGCGUGAUCGUAUGAUUCUGUCAUGCAAAUAAUGUCGAUCGUCGCAACCUCUGCAACAAGAGUAUCUGCUUAUAGAGUACAUGUAUACGCUACGCUUUAAUCGGUAAUCAAAUUUCUUCUCUAUCCCGCUAAACAAUCGUAUGAGAAUCUCAACUUAGUUUUUUUUUUAUCACUAGGGAGGGAUGUACAUCUAAUCUCGUUGUCGAAGUGCCCUUGCGAUGCUGAACGACGCGUCCAUUCCAAGUCACUUCGAUCUCUGCGAUUUUUCAUGCGAAGUUAUUUAUUUCAAGCGUUGACGUUACUCCUAUAAGUACAGUACCUAUAGGACACUUAAUAAAAAUCUGACGGAAUUUUUGUACAGAGAAGCAUCAAUUAUCUGAAAACAAUAACAAUAUUAUUCUGCCACUAAAAGAUAAAAUAUAUUAUUGGUACAAUAAGAUUGCUUUCAAAUUAUGGAACAAUAUUGAUUGAUCUCAUUUGAAAAUAACAGUUUUACAGUAACAAAACCUUAUUCGCGCGCGCUGGAAAUUAUUGACAGCACCGACGAUUUGCAAUAAAUAAAUUCGCACAGGGAACUCUCUCUCCCUUUUCCAUGAUUCUCGGUGAAAACAGAUACGCAUACGCGUAUUCAAUAUCGGUAGUAGCGAUGAACGUCAUUCGACAGGCUUAUUAAUUAGUAAAAAUUUGCCUCGUAAAGUAUCGAAUCUGAAAACUGCAAAAACUGUGUUGUGAAAAAGUAGCUUAGCCUAGCGCGCUACUACUGUUUAACAAUACGCCGGUACAAUUCUUAGAUUUCGACGACGAGCCCCAGCCUUUAUCAAUCGUUAGAACGCAUAUAAGUAACCUAUUUCGAGAGCGGAGUUUCUAAUUACGAAAAUGGAUGGAAUGUUUUCCGAAAACGUGGGUUGAGAUGAUGUGCUAGUGUGUGACAAAAAUCGAAACAACUUAGGUUUCAUUCAAAUGAGAAAUAAAAAAUAUAUUCCAUAAUAUUAUUAUUCACUAUUACUACACAUUCUGUACAUUAAUUCAAUUUAAAGUUUUUACCUCAUACACUUUAUACAAAAAGGCUACUUAUAAUCUAACAUUAAGUCAUACCAUAGCAUGAGCGCCCUCCACCUUACCGCCAGACGGCGGACGGGCCGCACGCAUGUUUGUACUGGUAUUACAGAAUCAGUCGCCAGCAAGUGUUUAAACAUCCUCUCCCUCUCUUUCUCACUGCCUUUCGUUCUCUCCCGUUAUCAUACAGUUUACUGAAUCAUCCCAUGUUUCUGUGGUGCUUCUUUUACAGUUUUCACUCACCCUCUUCGUUUUCUCGUGCCGUUAUCAUUUCAACAACUACGAUUUAUUCCCACAAAUGAUCUCUUUGUCUUGCUGCUUGCCUAGUUCUUUUUUUUUUUUAAAUUCUUUUCUGUUAAUCUAUCUUGCGGUUUUUUCUUCGAAAAAAAGAAAGAAAUAAGACCCUCAGUCUGUGGUUACAAGUGCAUCGAAUUAAAA